Messenger RNA from Candidula unifasciata, 1536 nucleotides. Lineage: Eukaryota; Metazoa; Mollusca; Gastropoda; Stylommatophora; Geomitridae. The record is from the annotation of a GenBank genome assembly.
AUGGUGCUGCUUGCUGCUGCAGUUUGUAACCGUACUGGAAAAGCUCUCAUAUCUAGGCAGUUUGUGGAGAUGACCCGGUCAAGAGUUGAGGGUCUCCUGGCUGCUUUCCCGAAGCUGAUGGGAACCGGCAAACAGCACACAUUUGUAGAGACGGAAAGUGUUCGUUACGUGUACCAGCCGUUGGAGAAGUUGUACAUUCUGCUGAUAACUACAAAAGCUUCCAAUAUCCUGGAAGAUCUAGAAACCCUUCGACUGUUUGCAAAAGUGCUGCCUGAGUACUGCCGCAACAUGGAGGAGUCUGACAUCAUAGACCAAGCAUUUUCACUGAUUUUUGCAUUCGAUGAAAUAGUUGCCCUCGGCUACCGGGAAAAUGUUAACCUGGCUCAGAUUAGGACGUUCACGGAGAUGGACUCGCAUGAAGAGAAAGUAUUUCAGGCUGUCAGACAGACCCAAGAGAAGGAAGCCAGGGAUCAGAUGAAGAAGAAGGCCAAAGAGAUUCAACAGAAGAACAGAGAGAUGGCCAAGUCUGGUCGUACCACAGGUAUUGGCAGUGGGGGAGGCUUUGGCAGUGGCUCCUACCGUUCUGAGGUGACGCCGGUCAUCGACGCCAGUUCCACCUUGGAUGCUCCAAGCAAGACAUCUUAUAGCAAGGCCAGCAAGCCUGUCAUCAGCGGUCCCAGCAAAGCAUUGAAGCUAGGAUCCAAGAAGAAGGAUGUCGAUUCAUUUGUGGAUCAGUUGCAGUCUGAGGGCGAGAGAGUGGCUGACUCAUCAAAGUCCCUGACAGCCCCAGUCAGCAAGUCCAGCACAUCAGCCAUUAACCAGGAGAGGGUGCACUUGGUGGUGGAGGAGAAGAUCUCAUUGACCGCAGGCAGGGAUGGAGGUCUGCAGAACAUGGAGGUCCACGGGAUGCUGCGACUGAGGAUCAACGAUGAGAAGGCCAGCAAGGUCAGGGUCAAGGUCACCAACAAUGAUAAAAAGGGCAUCCAGUUACAGACUCAUCCGAAUAUCGACAAGAAACUCUUCGCCCAGACUUCGGUGGUCAGUCUCAAGAAUCCAGAAAGGGGUUUCCCUGUGGGCCAGGACAUUGGGGUGCUCAAGUGGAGGUUCCAGACGCAGGAUGAGUCUCACAUGCCUUUGUCGAUCAACUGCUGGCCUAAUGAAAACGGAGAGGUCAACAUUGAAUAUGAACUUGAACAAGACAACCUAGAACUGGAGGAUGUUCAAAUUAACAUCCCUUGUCCAAGUGGUGCCGGCGCUCCAGUCGUCAGAGAAUGUGACGGGGAACACCACUACGACAGCCACAAGCGGAUGCUGCAGUGGCGGCUUCCUUUUAUAGACUCCACCAACAAAUCAGGGAGCAUGGAGUUUACCAUCAACGGCCAGCCUGACGACUUCUUCCCCGUCACUGUCACCUUUGUGUGCAAGCGUUCUUUUUGUGAUAUCACGGUUAAUGAGGUACAACAGAUCGACGGAGAUGCAGUGGAAAAGUUCUCAUCAGAAGUCUUGUUCUAUGUGGAUAAAUAUGAAGUGGUUUGA